AAAGUAAAAAGUAAAAUUUAAAAAAGAAAUUAAAAGCUAAAAGGAAAACGAGAAAUAAUUUCGAUUUCAAAUAAUUAACUAAAAAAUUGAUACAUUUAAAAGAUAGGGAUAAAUAACCCGGUUAAGUAGCAAUGACAUUCCCGCGCAAGAAGAAGGAAGGCGCAAUGGCUUCUGAUUCAACUGCUCAAACUCAAAGGGUCGACGAGGAGAAGGAAACUUGUGAACCCAAAAGCAGCAAUUCAUCAAAAUCUUGUUUUCAGUCAACAGUCUGUUUGAAAGAUUGGUGGCUUAUUAGGGCUGAAACAGAUUCUCAAGGAAGGACCCUCGCCGUUGCUGGCCUCACUUCUCGAGAGGGUCAAGCACUGCGAGGAUUCACUUCUGCACCAAUUCUCAAGAUAUAUGAUGUUUUUAAUCUUGAGACCAUUGAUGGGGUAUGCGUUGUCCUCAAAGGCUUCAUAAACAAAAGUCGUUCAGAGGAAAAUGAUUUUCCAUCUGAGGUGAUCGAACAGUUUCUUUUUGGUUUUCCUCCUCAAUGGGAGACGUUUAAUGAGAAAUGCUUAGGAAGAGAAUCUAAAGGUAAGGGUUCUGCAAGUGAUGCCCUUGGUUCUGAAAAACCAUCUGUGUGUUCAGAAAAGGUUAAAUAUCUAAAGAAGUUAGAUCAAAAGGAUCAUGUAGAGACUACUGGUGAAACAAUACAGGAUCAUAAUGGGAGAAAAGACUAUGAAGUAGAAGACAAUUUAAUGAGGGACAAUCAGAAUGAUGGAGAAGUUGCAAGUGAAGUUAUUAUACAAAAGGCGACGAAAAGAGCAACGAGGUCAUCGGUUAAGCUUAAUUCUACAAACACUUCUACAAGCAUUGCAAAGAAGCAAACAAUACAGGAUCAUAAUGGAAGACAAGACUAUGAAGUAGAAGACAAUUUGAUGAGGGACAAUCAGAAUGAUGGAGAAGUUGCAAGUGAAGUUAUUGUACAAAAGAAGACAAAAAGAGCAACGAGGUCAUUGGACAAGCUUAAUUCUACAAACACUUCUACAAGCAUUGCAAAGGAGCAAACAAUACAGGAUCAUAAUGGGAGAAAAGACUACGAAGUAGAAGACAAUUUGAUGAGGGACAAUGAGAAUGAUGGAGAAGUUGCAAGUGAAGUUAUUGUACAAAAGAAGACAAAAAGAGCAAUGAGGUCCUCGGACAAGCUUAAUUCUUCAAACACUUCUACAAGCAUUGCAAAGGAGCAAACUGCAGAUGAUAAUCGAACAACUCACUUUAAAAGUUCAAGCGCAUCCACGAAAAAUGCAAAAAGAAAAUUGUCAUAUGUCAGUAGGCGCUCAUAGAAAAGCUAUCUUAAUUUUACAUUAUGUGUUCUUGUGACAGGAAAGUGCACUUCCAAUUUACAUGUUUAACAGCAGAGCAGAUAUAUACAAGGGACUAAGUUCACUUUCAAGUAGGCCAACAACAAAGUUAUAAGCUUGAAAUUUCCCAUUUGGACAUAAAUAUUAUUUCAGUAUUCACAAAUACUAGUUUGUGAGUAUUUGCAAAUACCAAAAAUUCAGCAUUAGAACUUCAAUGAAAUAUUGGAACACUGAUU
Molecule: messenger RNA, 1579 nt
Organism: Solanum dulcamara
Lineage: Eukaryota; Viridiplantae; Streptophyta; Magnoliopsida; Solanales; Solanaceae
Product: kinetochore-associated protein KNL-2 homolog
Exons: 5
Coding region: 132-1325 (397 amino acids)
Source: RefSeq, a predicted model, not a curated record